This is a messenger RNA of Peronospora farinosa, 861 nucleotides long. Lineage: Eukaryota; Oomycota; Peronosporomycetes; Peronosporales; Peronosporaceae. The record is from the annotation of a GenBank genome assembly.
AUGCGUACGAAGCAGUCGGAUGAACUGGAAAACCAGGAAAGCACGUGGAUCUAUCUGUUGCACCACCAAGCACCACCGCAGACCCGUCUUACGGCCGAGACCUCACUCACACUACCUUCGCUAAACGUCACCUCCAAGGCAAUCAACGACAGUGCGAUCUUUGGUGAGCAACACCCCAAAACAGCUUUUACACUACCCACAUGUAGAUUGUUGCUUCCCUCACUGUCCUUCAGUACGUCGAAUAUGAUGGUCUCGAGCCAUAACAAGACGUGGAAGCCGAGCAACCAUCUGCCGCUUGUAUCUCUCCCUCGUUUGAAUGACUUGAGAGUUACCACGUCGGACGCGUCACGAUAUCCCAAACGUGCGUGUUUUCCCAAGAAGUGUGACUUUCCCAUGUGCAAAAACAGUUCACGCAGUCGUGGCUUUUGCUACAGUCACGGUGGAGGUCGUCGCUGUCGAGUAGAUGAUUGCAAUAAUGGUGCUGUAAGUCGUGACCUAUGCAAACGUCAUGGAGGUGGACGACGUUGUCGUAUCACUGGCUGCAAGAGCAGCUCGGAAAGCGGUGGAUUGUGCUACAGCCAUGGAGGUGGACGGCGCUGCAGUCUCUCGUGGUGUUCGGCUCGUGCAAAGAAAGGGGGCUUUUGCAUCUUUCAUUUGACGGGAGACAGGACGCCGCCAUCUGUUGACACGACUGCUUCAACUUCAAUGUUGGACAAUAAUGUCCAUCCGAAUGUGGUGGAGACGUUACUGUUGCUUGCCAAUGAUCGAUCGAAUGAUAAAAUGGAGCCGAUCACGUCGUCUCCGGUGUCGCUCAAUACCAGCAGCAAGAGUGCGUACGCUAUUGCUACUCUGCUUAAUUAA